UGCAUGCGCUUCGCGUCGGAUGAGACACAUUGUAAAAAAUAAUAAAAAAAUUUGGCCAUUUAUAGCUAUAUCAUUUUUUAGGCCAAGAUAUGCUUUACUUGAUGAAUGCACGAGCGCUGUUUCUAUUGAUGUAGAAAGUUCAAUAUAUGAAAUCGCAAAGAGUAUGGAUAUAACAUUAUUAACAAUAACGCAUCGACCAACAUUAUGGAAGUUCCAUACGCACAUUCUGGAGUUCGAUGGUCAAGGUGGUUGGAGUUUUCGACAAAUGGAAUCAAAUGAGCAACAAAAAUCUUAGUUCCUUGAAUUUUAAAAACAUUUUUGUGAAUAUUACGUAGUACUUUUGGCUUAAAACAAGCAUUUUAAUUGUAGCUACCUUAUCUGUUUCCUUAAUAAAUCUUUUUUAAAUUUUUUCUUUCAA
Messenger RNA from Anastrepha obliqua, 418 nucleotides. Its product is annotated as ATP-binding cassette sub-family D member 1-like. The transcript is spliced from 2 exons. The record is from RefSeq and is a predicted model, not a curated record. Gene Ontology annotation, biological process: peroxisome organization; very long-chain fatty acid catabolic process; fatty acid beta-oxidation. Gene Ontology annotation, molecular function: long-chain fatty acid transmembrane transporter activity. The coding region runs from base 20 to 295 and encodes 91 amino acids. NCBI's taxonomy places the organism in Eukaryota, Metazoa, Arthropoda, Insecta, Diptera, Tephritidae. Gene Ontology annotation, cellular component: peroxisomal membrane.